This is a messenger RNA of Acanthaster planci (crown-of-thorns starfish), 2915 nucleotides long. RefSeq names its product ribophorin I (gene rpn1). Gene Ontology annotation, cellular component: oligosaccharyltransferase complex; membrane. NCBI's taxonomy places the organism in Eukaryota, Metazoa, Echinodermata, Asteroidea, Valvatida, Acanthasteridae. The record is from RefSeq and is a predicted model, not a curated record.
UGAAACUUGGUGAUUUUCUAUCUUGUAAAUCCUGCUGCAUCUUAAGAUUAACUGACGAUGAAAUCCAUCCUGAUUCUCCCACUGUUAUUGGUGGGGUUAUCUGCCUCUGUUUUAGCAGGAAAACAGGAGAAAAUCAACACCGAUUUGGUGAAUUCUAACGUGGAAAGGACGAUUGAUCUCGUCUCGCAACUUGUUAAGAUCAGUUCCAUCAUUUCCCUCAGGAAUGACGGUUCGUCGGCAGUGAAAAGUUUCUUGCUAGCUGUGGACGCAAAAAGGGCUCAGCAUCUUUCAUAUCUUGGUGCCGGGUUAAAAUCAGACGAUGAUAAAAAGGACCUAAAAGUGACCAGAACAGAAGUCCCUGGUAACAGCGAUGGUACAUUUUACAAGGUUGAGCUGAGCAAGAGCCUUGGUGCAGGAGACACUGUCGAUGUCACCGUGGACACCAUCUUCACCAAAGAUUUGCGUCCCUAUCCAGCUGAGAUACCUCAGAGUGAGAAGCAGUACAUGGAGUUCAAGGGCAACGUGUAUUUCUACUCUCCUUACAAGACAGAGUCCCAGACAACAGAAGUCAAGCUAGCAUCAUCAACGAUUGAGUUCUAUAGCAAGAUUAACCCAGUCACACAGAGUGAUUCUACCAUCUCCUAUGGGCCUUAUGACAAUGUCGGGCCAUUUUCUGAGGAGAAGAUCAGGAUCCACUAUGAGAACAACAAUCCUUUCCUUGUUGUUACCAGCAUGACCCGUGUCAUUGAGGUAUCCCACUGGGGUAACAUAGCAGUGGAAGAGACCUAUGACAUCUACCAUUCAGGAGCCAAGUUGAAGGGGUCAUUCUCUCGCUAUGAUUAUCAGCGGAUGCAGGAUGGGUACUCAUCCAUCAAGUCCUUCAAGACCAUUUUGCCUGCCUCAGCAAAAGAUGUGUACUACCGCGAUGAGAUUGGUAACAUUUCCACCAGCAACCUGCUUGAACAUGAGGAUCACGUGGAGUUGGAGCUACGACCUCGAUUCCCACUGUUUGGUGGUUGGAAGACCCACUAUGUCAUUGGGUAUAACCUGCCUAGCUAUGAGAAUCUCUAUAAUGCUGGAGACAAGUACAUCUUGCUUAUGCGUCUUCUUGACCAUGUCUUUGAUGACAUGGUUGUGGAUGAACUCACUGUGAAAGUGAUUCUCCCUGAAGGAUGCAAGGACAUUGAUUUAAAGACGUCCUUUGACAUCGAGCGUAAGUCAGAUGAGCUUCAUUUUACCUAUCUUGAUACCAUUGGUCGUCCUGUCAUUGUCGCUCGGAAGACCAACUUGGUCGAACAACACAUUGCUGACUUUGAGCUGCACUACUCCUUCAACAAGAUCCUUCUUCUCCAGGAACCUCUCCUCGUUGUCGGUGCUUUCUUCAUCCUCUUCUUUACUGUCAUCAUUUUGGUUCGUCUGGAUUUCUCCAUUGCUAAGGAUGAAGCCAGUGAGUCACGCAUGCGUAUUGCUUCCUUGGUGGAAUCUGUGGUGGAGGUGAUUGAAAAGAAACGAACCUUGUAUGGAAGCUAUGAUGAUGCCAUCACCAAGUUUAAGUCCACCAAGGAUUCUACUGGCUUUCAGGCCACUCUGAAGAAAUUGGAUGCUGAAGGUCGUGCCAUGGACAAGAGCAUCCAGUCUACUGUAGCUAGUCUGAAACAGGAAGGAUCAGAUAUAGCUGAAAAGGUUGGUGAACUGCAGAAGCUGGGUUCUUUGCUGAAGGAGUUUGCUCAUACUGCAGUGACUAACGCUGAGAAGGUGGUAGCAAACAAACAAUCCAAGCAACAAUACCUGGAUCUAGAGAAAGCCUUGACAGCCAAGCGUAACGAUGUCAAGAGCAAAAUGGAUGCCAUCUUGGCCACUCUAUAUUAAACUUGUUCAGACUUGUUCUCUUGGGCCCCCCUUUUAUAAAACAAAGUAUUAAAUAUUUACUUUGCCAAGUCACUUUAGUGCACAUGAAAUUUAGGAAAUUUUGUAAAGGUUCCAUGUUUGAUGUGGGAUGUUUUUUUUGGGGGGGGGCACUGCAUCAUUUAAAAGUCAAUAAAUGGCCACAAGAGAUGAAUAGUUUGAUUAAUGUAAUUACUUGAUUCAAUCAGCUCAUGCAGCACAUUUUUAUAGCAACCCAAAUCAAGUACUAUUGCAUAAUCAGUGGAUUUCAAUUUGUCUAUGUUUGGUUUUUCUUUGGUAUGUGGGUCUACUAGCAAAUUUAGAAAUUUCAUCAUUUUAGUGAAGUGGCAAAAUAGCCAAAGAUCACUUUUUCCAUUCCUGCUUCUCAGAAGCACGUUUACAUCAGUGCACUGUACAUGGGCCUUUUACUGACAUGACAUAGUGAACACUUGAAUUCCAAUGCAGAGAUACCAGCCAGUGUUCUUUGUGGCCUCUGUACAGAGAGUAAGGCUUACAUCCAGAUUUUUCCCCAUAUGAAGUACACAGGGACAUGUUGACAAUAGAUGCAACCGUCACUCUGGAAGCCCGUUUUGGAGAGGCUUUCACUCUUACUGCGUAACAAGUGUUUUCUUUUCAUGCAUGAAGACCAUAAUAAAGAGGAUGUUGAUCUCUGGUUUAAAUGCAGUAGUUGGACAGUCUUACAAGCUUUUAGAGAGAUUUUUUUUAUCUCUGCUGGCAAAAUGCUUAUGUAGAUUUGUUAUGUUGGUAGGAGCUACUUUUUCAUCCUCAUGGGUCUCUUUAAAUAUUUUGAAGGAAAAUGAGGACUAUGUUUUUGGGAAUUUCCAUUAUGAACUGCUAGGGUUGUGCUUUGUGACUUAAAGAGAAAAAUAUCUUGCAAAGUACAUAUGUAAAAUGCAGAGACGUGAGAAAAUCUUCAAGACAUGACAAAGUAUGUGACAGAAUGAUAGUCAAGUUUGAACUAUGUUGAAAUAGCUUGAUUUCUGUUAAUAAAAAACAGUGGAAAAGAUGUU